AUGCCUGUACCACCUCCAGCUCCAGGGUGUCAGACAGGGGACUGUACUGUUGCUUUAACUAGAGCAUUCAAAAAGAUGAAACCGCCAUUGUUUCAUGGAGAAAUUGAGCCACUGAAGGCCGAAGCUUGGGUCUUAGGGAUUGAGAAGUUGUUCGAAGUGUUCCCAUGUACCGAAGCUCAGAAAGUACAACUAGCUGCCUUUACAUUAGAAGAUGAUGCCAGGCGUUGGUGGAUGUUGGUUCAAGAUAAGAAUAAGGAUAUUACUUGGGCUCACUUUCUAGAAAUCUUUUAUGAGAAAUACUUCCCGCAAUGUGUACGGGACAUAAAAGUGUUUGAAUUUAUGGAACUCAAGGCACUAAUAGCAGAGGGAAAUGUGGCCAACUGUAAACAGAAUUUUGAAUGGAAGGGCAAGAGACAAAAUUUUAAUAAGGGGACAACAUCAACAAAUAAGAAGUUGAAGUUUGGGAAUUCUAGUAAUUUGGGGUCAACCCAAAGUGGCAACUCAGUACCCACUUGCACCGUUUAUGGAAAGAAGCACCGUGGUGUUUGUUAUCUCACUACCGGGGCUUGCUACCAGUGUGGAAAGAUGGGGCAUAUGGCGAAAGACUGUACACAGUCAUGUCAGGGUAGUAACCGAGGUGCCACAAGCUCGAUUGGAUCAAUUCACACAACAAAACCAGCUGUAACACUGUCUACCACAAGAAAUGAACAAGUGCAAGGAAGAGUUUUUGCAAUUGUCCCAGGGACACUCAAAAUACUAAGGUAG
Messenger RNA from Camellia sinensis, 765 nucleotides. The record is from RefSeq and is a predicted model, not a curated record. Lineage: Eukaryota; Viridiplantae; Streptophyta; Magnoliopsida; Ericales; Theaceae.